Oncorhynchus nerka (sockeye salmon) is the source of this 6152-nucleotide messenger RNA. RefSeq names its product myogenesis-regulating glycosidase. Gene Ontology annotation, molecular function: hydrolase activity, hydrolyzing O-glycosyl compounds. NCBI's taxonomy places the organism in Eukaryota, Metazoa, Chordata, Actinopteri, Salmoniformes, Salmonidae. The transcript has 3 exons. Bases 348 to 2402 code for a protein of 684 amino acids. The record is from RefSeq and is a predicted model, not a curated record. Gene Ontology annotation, biological process: carbohydrate metabolic process; skeletal muscle fiber development.
CCAUGUAGUCUUGUUUUUGCGAGCGCAAGCAAUUCGAUCAGAUUCGAUGCAAUCACACGCCUCCCAAGCGUUGUGUGUGGAACAGGAUAUUUUGCUACCUUGAACGGCAGGUAAACAGAUGAAAAUAGUGGGGGAAGAGAGCAACGUCUACUGAAGAAAUAACCAAGACACAUUCCCUCGGCAGUCUGCAAGGCCAUGCCUCAUAGAAGUCUCUGCAUAUAGGAAGAACUCUGUUGUGACUGGUGUGUCAAUCAGGGGACUCCUGCUUUACUUUUAAAGUCACUUUAACAAAUUUAAGGGAUUUCUUACAACCCAUUUCACUGGGGGACUGUUGAACAAUAACCACAAUGUACCAAGUGGUACCAGGAGGUGCAGGGGGCACAGUUACCAAUGCUACACCUAUCAAACAGAAACUAAAAAGGGAUGCUCGUCCCCUAGUUGUAGCAAGUGUCUUAGGCUUGGUGCUGGUGAUUGCUGCGGUGACCGCAUGGUGCUAUUACAUUGGUUCUCUGCGCAAGGCUGAACUGCUUAAGACAGAACUUCUGGACCUCAACAAGGAUGGCUACAUCAUUCGCAACCAGGCAGGGGCUAUUGUCUUCAGGAUGUCUUUCAGGUCUGGCACCCUGGAUUUAGACUCAUGUUCUAAGGAGGGGGAGAUACUGAGCUGUGGGCGCACCAGUGAUAGGAAACUCAAGUUUUUCAUCCAGACUGUAUUUGACAAUACAGUCCAAUGCUACCGUGUGCGUUGGGAAGAAUUGGUUCCCAGUCUGCCCGUGGAGCACGCCAUGACCUAUAACGUCUCGCACUGGUAUGGUGGAGCCGAGACUGCCAUACAGCAUUGGCCUAUAUCCAUCUCCGGGCAGCAGGCACCCAAACCCUUUGUCACCAGUGAUAUCUACUCAAACCGAAACGGCUUUGGGGGCAUCUUGGAACGCUACUGGCUCUCAUCCAAUGCCACGGCCAUUAAGAUCAAUGACUCUGUGCCGUUUCAUCUUGGCUGGAACGACACAGAGAAGACCAUGUACUUCCAGGCGAGGUACCAUGACACCCCUUACAAGCCAAACCCUGGUGAGGCACCUUGUGCUGAACUCAGCUACAGAGUCUGUGUGGGCUUGGAUGUCACAUCCAUUCACAAGUACAUGGUGCGCAGAUACUUCAACAAGCCCAACAAGGUGCCUUCCAAAGCCAUGUUCCGCCAUCCCAUCUGGUCCACGUGGGCGCUACACAAGACUGACAUAGACCAAGAGAAACUGUUGAAGUUUGCUGCCAACAUCCGCAAGCAUGGCUUCAACUGUAGUCACCUGGAGCUAGACGAUCGCUACACAAACCACUAUGGGGAAUUUGAUUUUGACUUGGCCAAGUUUCCCAACGCUACAGCCAUGUUCCAGAAGCUCAAAACAGAUGGAUUUCUGGUCUCUCUCUGGACACACCCUUUUGUCAACUAUGACUCUGAGAAUUUUCACACCUGUGUAGAAAGAGGGCUUUUUGUCCGAGAACCUACAGGUCGUCUUCCGGCUUUGGUAAGCUGGUGGAACGGCAUCGGGGGCAUUCUAGACUUUACCAACCCAGAGGCCCGUGAUUGGUUCGCCUCCCACCUGCGGUCUUUACGAUCCAAGUACGGAGUGUCCUCCUUCAAGCUGGACGCGGGCGAGACAAACUACUUGCCCUGGCAAUUCAGCACAAAAACACCCCUUCGCGACCCUAGCACUUUCACCCGUCGCUACACCGAGAUGGCUAUUCCUUACAAUGAGCGAGCCGAGCUGCGUUCAGGCUACCAGUCCCAGAACAUCUCCUGCUUCUUCAGGCCCAUUGACCGGGACUCUGUUUGGGGCUAUGAGCUAGGCCUCAAGUCCCUUAUUCCCACCGUGCUUACCAUCAGCAUUCUUGGCUACCAGUUCAUCCUACCGGACAUGAUCGGUGGCAACGCCUAUCUGAACCGCACUGAUGGUGAGCGCACUUUACCGGACCGUGAGCUCUACAUCCGCUGGCUGGAGCUGUCAGCUUUUAUGCCCUCCAUGCAGUUCUCCAUCCCCCCCUGGGAGUAUGAUAACGAGGUGGUGGAGAUCGCCCGGAAGUACACUGCUAUCCAUGAGAGCAUAGUGGCCCCACGGGUUCUGGAACUUGCUGGGGAGGUGCUGGACACAGGAGACCCCAUCAUACGACCUCUGUGGUGGAUCGCCACUGGCGACGAGACUGCUUAUAAGAUUGACUCCCAGUUCCUGAUAGGGGAUGACCUCAUGGUGGCGCCAGUACUGGAGCCUGGAAAGCAGGAAAGGGACAUUUAUCUCCCGGCAGGACACUGGCGGAGCUACAAGGGAGAACGGUUUGAUAUUAAGGAGCCUCUGCACCUUACAGACUACCCGGUAGAUCUUGAUGAAAUUGCUUACUUUGUCUGGGUUUAGUGAAGAGGGGUACAAGGCUGGACAGCUUAGUGGGUGGGCCUGCAUGCAUUUGUUUAUAGUAUUUUCUCUGAAGUCAGGGCUCACAGCACAUUUGUGUUGUACAUUUAGAAUCACUAUUAUUGAAGAAAUAUCAAGGCGAAACCUUUCCUGCUUGCUCAAACAUGUGCCCUUGCAAUAACCCAGGAAUGUGGCAGAGGAGGCAGGUGGGAGGAGCUAUAGGAGGACAGGGUCAUUGUAAUUGCUGGAAUGGAAUUAAUGGAACGGAGUCAAGCCUGGUUUCCAUAUCUGUGUUUACCGUUCCAUUUAUGCCAUUCCACCCAUUACAUUGAGCCCAUCCUCCUAUAGACCCUCCCACCAGCAUCCUCUGGAAAGUAGAUAUGUUUAUGCGUUACAAUUAUGUAUCAUGAGAGACAUGACCCAAACAUUUAUUCAGCAUGACAUAACAGUCGACUAUUAACAGAAUAGUAAUCGGCUGUCUUUUAGACAUUUUUAAGGGCUGAUAUUUGAAUGCUUUCAUGUCUUAUUUAUGAGUCAACACACUAAGAAGGGAAGAAGUAUAUUUUGAUGUGAAAAUGCCUUGUAUACUUACAUAUAUUUUAAUGAUUUUUUGUUUUUGCUGAUAUUUUUGUUAUUGUGUCAAUGCACUUAACAAUACAGUGUGUAAUUGUUUAGUCAGUGGUUGUUCUGUUAAGGUUCUCGCCACUCUGAAAUGAAAAGAAGCUGCACUUGAGAUUCUUCACCUGAAGAUUUCUCCGGAAGUUGGGUGUCAUAUUUUCCCUGUUGUGUUAACCUUGUCUACUUCCCAAAUGGCACCCUAUUCCCUAUGUAGAAGGCAAAAUAGUGCACUAAAUAGGGAAUAGGGUGCCAUCUGGGACUAGAACUGUGGCGGUCAUAACAUUUUGUCAACCGGUUAUUGUCAUGCCAAAGACUGCUGGUCUCACGGUAACUGACCAUUAAUUAACAGAAACACGUUUAGCAUCUCCAAGCCUCCACUCAUACAAGCCGCUCAGACAUACGGGGACCCACUUCUUGACAUGGAAGUAGGUGAUUAUACAUGUCUUUUUGAGUGCUUAAAGCUUAAUUACUCUUCUUAGUCUUGUAAUGUUUUAAGUGACAAACUAUCCAUUUAAUUUGGUGUCACUUUUUAAUAUUAUACCCUCAACCUUUGGCUAAAUAGUCUUUACUUUUCAGGCUUCAUUGAGAGGACUUGAAAUGGGUGCUAUUCAAUUUUUGUUUAAGCAGGCAAUAAUGAAAUAAUCCAAUAUGUAAGAUGCUAUGAGAUCUGAGUGAACUGAACUUUGAACUGGAACCACUGUGUGACAUAUGUCAAAUAUCCAUCCAGACUGUCCUAAAUGCCGUUUAACAAAUAAUAUACUGCCACAUUUUCAGCAUGAAUUAUACUUCUGACAGAUAUUUGAAUGUCACUACUCUUUGUAAUUGUUAUAUUGCUAAAUGUUUUUACUGUUUUGUUAGCCAGUCCUUGGAGACCUUAAAGAUUGAACCUGUGUACAUUCACCAUGUCGCGGUAAUGUGAACUCUUAGGUCACCUAGGGGUCAUUGUUUUUACUGGCAGAAGCUUCUCCAUAACAUCCCUGCUUAUUUAUAGCAGUUCUCAUAUCGACCUUUAGUCUCGACCGUCAUCGUCUAUGUCUAGCACUAUUACCUUACAAGAAUAGAUCUAUGCUCUCCUGAAAGACUCGCUGGAACUAGCCUAAGUGUUUUCCACUUUUGGUACAUACAAAACAAGAACAUCAAGAUGCUGACAGACUUCUCUUUGAAUUUCAGAGCACUCUUUACCCAUGACAGCAGAUUUUGUAUGCAAGCCAAAAACAUGAGUGAAAUAGCAACAGUUUGCCGGGACUGUCAUUGCAGAUGAAACCGCUUUGAUUAAUUUUUAUAUUUAGUACCUUUUUAUUAUAUAUUUUUCUAGUGAACAGCAUAAUAUAGUAAUUUGGGCCAAAAGCACAAUAUGCGAAGGCUUGUCAAUAGACGUUCAGCAUUAUGUGACCUGGAACAGAUUAGAUUGACAAAUUACAUUGUUUGAAUGUGGGAGAGUUGUUGUGAGGGUCUCCCACCACCAUAAAGUCAAGCAGUCUGAUUUGCAGUUGUAUUUGCUUGCAUCACAUUGUUCUCCAUGAGAUUGUGUGACCAGUGAAGGCUAUGGUAAAGCUAGUUUUAUAACAAUGUGAGGUUCAAAAGAGUAAAGUAUCAAUGUAUUGUUAGUCAGAGAAAGGUACGCACUGAUAUAGCAAUGAAUGUAUGGCUCAUGGCCUCAAAGGAUGGAUUGGGAAAACUUCUCCACUUUAGCUUUUUUUUUUUUUUCCCGCUUCUCACUGAUUUGUGACACUCGUCCUUUUCCUUUAGGAGGAUAGCUUUGGAAAUGCCUUUUUAUAUUCUCAGUGUAUGUCAAUCAAUUUCAUUGGGUUUUUUCUAAGCCAGAUACAACACUUUGAAAUGUUUUCUAUCUACACACGACUACAAAAAGCUACUGUGUAAUUAUAUGUGGUUACAUAUUGCUAGUGGAGGUAGGCCUACUGAACUGUGCCAUUCAAGAACAUCAAAUUGCUGACAAUUUAAGUUCGCUAAGCAGAAAGACCGGUUCCCCCAGCUACUAUGUUGCAUCCCUUAUUGCCAAUUUGGCAAAAGGCAACGCAAAUCUGUAAAGCUACAGAAACAUGAGUUUGUUUCAAUGAUGUAAGUAAGGACAUCUUUGGACCUUCGGUAUUAUUUUGAUCUAGAAAGACAUUUUGUCAUUCAGUAUCUUGCUGAAAUGUUGUAAAGUUAUAUAUCCUAAUGCUGAAUUUCAAGGACCACCACCAGCUUUGUUGAAAAUGCUUAGACAUGGUUGUGUUCUUUUAAUACAUUUUUUAAAGGCUAAUUUUAUUUUAAAGGCUUAUGUUAUCAGGGACAUUGAGUAGGUUUUAAUAUAUACUGAACAAAAAUAUAAAUGCAACAUGCAACAAUUUCAAACAUUUUACUGAGUUAGUACAUAUAUGAAAAUCAGUCAAUUGAAAUUAAUUUAGGCCCAGCCAAUCAGAAUGAGUUUUUUCCCCACAAAAUGGCUUUAUUUCAAACAGAAAUACUCACCACCCCACUCAGACAAUCCCGUAGGUGAAGAAGCCGGAUGUGGAGGUCCUAGGCUGGCGUGGUUACACGGGAUCUGCGGUUGUGAGGCCGGUUGGACGUACUGCCAAAUUCUCUAAAACAACGUUGGAGGCAGUUUAUUAUGGUAGAGCAAUUAACAUUAAAUUCUCUGCCAGCAGCUCUGGUGGACAUUUCUGCAGUCAGCAUGCCAAUUGCACACUCCCUCAACUUGAGACAUCUGUGCCAUUGUGUUGUGACAAAACAUAUGCUUUUUGGGAUUAUUCUUUUUCAGCUGAUGAAACAUGGGACCAACACUUUACAUGUUGCAUUUAUAUUUUUGUUCAGUGUCGUUGCCAUGGUGAUAAUCUACUCAUAUGACUGUAGUACAGUAUUGCCACAGUUGCCUUUCAUUGUGAUGUUGACAUGUCACACUAACUCAGGUUUUUGUGAUUAGUAACUACUCCAAUUUAACCUGUAUUUCUAGGAACAUUACAAUGGAAGUCAUGUUGCCUUUGUCUUCAAUGCAUAGCCUGGAUUGUGUUUAUUCAUAUGACUAAAAUGUACAAUGAUAAUCUUUAAUUUGCUUGAAUUUUAUAACUGUCUGUUGUUGUUUUCCCCCUUAUGUUUACGCUGUGGCAAAUAAUAUAAACAUUUCAUGAUCGUCAA